Marmota flaviventris (yellow-bellied marmot) is the source of this 1473-nucleotide messenger RNA. RefSeq names its product tetratricopeptide repeat domain 29 (gene Ttc29). Gene Ontology annotation, biological process: cilium movement. Gene Ontology annotation, molecular function: protein binding. Gene Ontology annotation, cellular component: sperm flagellum. The record is from RefSeq and is a predicted model, not a curated record. NCBI's taxonomy places the organism in Eukaryota, Metazoa, Chordata, Mammalia, Rodentia, Sciuridae.
AUGACCACUCUGCCCCCAAUACUCAUGACACGUCCAAAGCUUAUACACUUAGCCAGACAGAAGCUACCAUGCUCCUCAAGACUAAUUCCAAGUGCUCAAUUGAUCAAAGAAAAAGAAGACAUAGAUCAUUAUGUGGAGGUGAAUUUCAAAGGAUUGUCAAAAGAGGAGGUUGCUGCCUACAGGAACUCGUACAAGAAGAACAUCUGCGUGGACAUGCUGCGGGAGGGUUAUCACGAGUCCUUCAAUGAGCUCUUUGCUCUGAUGGAGCAGUGGGAGACCCUGAGGGUGGCUGCGCGACGCAGGUCCAUCUUCUGGACGCAGAAGCCCCUGGAGGAUCAGCUAGAUAAACUAGAUUACUUAUACCACCACCUGACCAGGGCCGAGGCCGCCGAGAGGAAAGGACACUUUGAAGAAGUGUAUAAUAACUUGUACGCUCUGGCCUGUUUCUUCGAUAACGCUGAAGACAAGUGGGUAAGGAACCACUUCUAUGAACGAUGUUUUCGGAUCGCACAAUUGAUCAAAAUCGACGGUGGGAGGAAAGAGGCCGAGGCGCAUGCGCACAUGGGCCUUCUCUACGAGGAAGACGGUCAGCUUCUGGAAGCCGCUGAGCAUUAUGAGGCAUUCCAUCAAUUGACGCAGGGGCGGAUAUGGAAGGAUGAGACAGAGCGCUUUCUCAACAUGUGGGCCUGCGAAAGUCUCCUGAGGACCUACAGAUUACUCUCAGACAAAAUGCUGGAGAAUAAAGAAUACAAACAGGCCAUCAAAAUUCUAAUAAAAGCUUCUGAAAUAGCCAAAGAAGCAAAUAACAAAAAGAUGGAAGGAGAAGCUUUGUAUUACUUGGGCUUAGCACACCUGGCUGCCAAGGAACAGAAUACUGCAAUGACAGUCCUCAAAGCAUACAGCAAAAUCUCUACAGACCUACAUGAUGAUCUCAGCCUGGGCAGAGCCUACAAAGCAAUCGCCAAGGUCCUACAGAGCCAAGGACAGAUGACAGAAGCAAUUCAAUACUUGAAAAAGGUUGUGAACAUUACAAAGAACAAUUUUCAAAACAUAGAUGUUGUGAAAGCGAGUACAAUGCUUGGGGACAUCUAUAACGAAAAAGGACGCUACAACAAAGCUUCUGAGUACUUUCAGCAAGCUUUUGACACAACGGUAGAACUCAUGAACUUGUCUCUGCUAGACGAAACCAAAGUUCACUAUGGAAUUGCAAAAGCCCAUCAGAUGAUGCUGACAAUGAACAAUUAUAUAGAAUCUGCAGAUCUCAUCAGCCUCAACCACCUGCUGACCUGGAAGGAGCGAAGAAGUGAUGGUGAUCUUGAACAGGUUGUUGGUUGGAUUCCGCACAGUUCAGUGUCACGAGUUACCAGUGCAAAGUUUAGUAUGCAUGCAGCUGAUUGGUGGAGCCUGGCUCACAUGACCCCACAACUACAAGGAAAGGUGGAAAAUGAGGACCUUUUUCAGCACCUACAGUGA